AUAAAGAACUAGGUGUUUGGCGUAUUGUAAUGGGACCCUCUUGCCACAAGGGUGCGAUAUCAUUCUGUCCGACUGUUAAUCAAAUAUGCUUAGCGUAACGUUAUGACCGUGGUUGAAUAACGAAUUCCUCAUUGAUUGAUUAUAUUAAGUGAUUCAGAUCCCAUAUUGAUAAAUGCGCUCACAGCAGAGAUGGUGGUACUUGACUAGUAAUCAGAAGGAUGCCAAUUAAAGCCCCACGACCGCCACCACUGGGCUCCUAUAGCGAAUAUAAUUUGUCGCUUUGGAUAAAACCGUCGGAUAAAUCGUAAGAUUAGAAAUAGCUGCUCUUUUUUUCUGAAAAUUGUCGGUGUUGUCGUUUAACAUGCUUUUAGAUAUUCAUUUUUGUUAUUUUUCAAAACAAUUUUCACUUUGGAAAAAAAAGCUGUCGCUGUCGUCGAUUUACAUUAUUUUAAUGGUAAUUACAUCUAUUAAAGCAUCUUAAUGCGAUUUCUAAAUUGGGAGCAACCUCUUCUUUCCCAUCCAUCUUUACCGGCGCUCUGGAUUGAGUAUCACGUUUUACUUUACAGAAUUUGCUGAAAGCAGAGAUUAAAUGUGUCUAACAUGUCCUGACAGACUUGAUGCUGUUGAUAUAUUACUAGCACAGCAGGACCUGCCCAUUCACACUACCAUUCUGCAGGCUUGCCCAAGGGUGUGGUGGAACCUUCUGUCUGUGUGGUAUUGGAUGUUUGUUACUGGAAUUUGUUCUUUGGAGUUUUGCCUGCUUUGGGAGAAAUGGUAGUGUCAAAACUCAUGUUCAAUGCAUGUCAUAUCAAACUUUAAAAAUGCAACUUGUUUUAUUUAAGGAGUUAGAUGUCUGGUUUGUCAAACCUUCAAUGUCAGAAAAUAAAAGGCAGCUUCUGUGGACCUAAAUAAGUCAUCAAAUACUUAUACAAAACAAGCUUACAAGCUCAUAUUUACUCUAUCUGCCAAAUAUAUUGAUUAAAAUAUGUUAUGAGUUGUUACAUUGUGGAUCUCAAAUAUCAUUGCCUUGUCGCGCACCAGAGGGUGUGCUUUGGAGCGUCACAUGGGCGUGAAUCACCUCAAGGUGUAGGCAGGUUUACCUUUGCGUACGACGAGGGUCAGAUCUGAGAAAGUUACUCGUCUCUAAAACUGCGCUGCCGUAGCCUGACUCUAGAUGCGAAGUCUAAACGAAUCUGUUUACCAAACCAUGACGCUUGAACCUUUAAAGACAGCGAUGUCGGCUAACGAUGUUGGGGAGACAUCUCUUGCUUUGCCGUCUGAUCGAGGUGUACGGUCCGCACAGCAGAGAGUAUUGGAUCAAGUUUCUACACUAAAAAGAAGCAGGUCAAAAUAUCGCAGCAAAAGUGCAUCCGGAACUCUGUCCCCCAGCAGCCCUCCUUUUGACAAUGCGUGUAGUGACCACAAGCUCUUCUAUACUUCCAAUGGAUUGGAAGGCUCCGCAAAUGGACAUGUAAAAAUGAAGCAGGGCUUCAAAUACAAGACCAUCAGCAGCUGGGGCUCAGGCAGUCAGAGGAAUCCCAGCCUCAGCAUGUUUCCCAGCAGCCCCCCACCUGUCAGCCUACCCCAAGUCCAGACAGACGGCAUCAUAGGCACCAUCCCCAAACUGUCUCCUUUUGGCAAGAUGGAGAGGAAGCCCACUUUAAUUACAUCCAACAGACCUGCCAGUCAAAUCCCAGUGAAUGGCUCUGGAGGGACAAAGGUCAAGGGCGAUAUAAUCUGGAAGACUGAAGAGAAACGUGCGCCUGAUAUUACAUUAAAGGAGGCGGUGGACUGCCUCCUCAGCUCAGAUGAGAACUAUCAACUAUGUGGAGCUUCCUUUAUACAGCACUGCACGUUCACAGACGACAAUGCCAAGAAAGAGGUACUGAAACUGGGUGGCAUACCUCAUCUGGUGUCCCUGAUGGGCAGCCCCAGCCCGCCAGUUCAGCAGACGUCUGCAGCCGCUCUGCGAAACUUGGUGUUCAGGGACCUGGCCAGCAAGGAGGAGGUGCAGAAGUACAGAGGGGUGGCACAGGCUGUGCAGCUGCUGCAAGAAACUGACUUGGCUGAGACUCAGAAACAUGUGACAGGUCUUCUGUGGAACCUGUCCUCAGUGGACAGCCUGAAGCCCGAUCUGCUCCGCAGUGCUCUGCCUGUUUUCACCAAGUCGGUCCUGGAGCCGUUCGCUGCCACACCGGAUCACAUCAGCAAACCCGAGCAGGAUGGCGAAGCCUUCCACAAUGCUACAGGAUGCCUUCGAAAUCUUAGCUGUGGUAGACAGACGAACAGACAAGCCAUGCGCAACUGUAAGGGCCUGGUUGACUCACUCAGCACCUACAUUCAGAACUGCGUGUCCACGGGAGAUACAAAUGAUAAGUCUCUGGAGAACUGUGUGUGUAUUCUGCACAACCUCACCUACCAGCUGGAGACAGAGUCACCAACCGUUUUCAGCAAAAUGAACGCUCUGGCCAGCCAUGCUAACCGCACUGCUAACAUGGCAGACACCGGCCCAAUCAGCUGUUUCAGCAGCCAGAGCCGCAAGAUCCAGCAAGAGAGCCACUUUGAUUACCCAGUGAUGGAGGAGAAUUUCCCCAAAGGUCAGAACUGGCUCAUCCAUUCACAAGCACUGCAGUCCUAUCUCACCCUGAUGGGCACCAGCGAGAAUGAGGCUAUCAGGGAGGCAUGCUGUGGCGCUCUCCAAAACCUCACGGCCAGCAAAGGCAUCGUGUCGGAUGUUUUGAGUCAGACCGUCGUGCAGAAGCUGAAUGGUCUUCAGCACAUCUCUCCCCUGCUAGGGUCAGACAACCCGACCUUGAAGAGUCAUGCCAUCUCCCUGCUAGGGAACCUCUCCCGAACCCCACAAGUGCACAGCAACAUUGCUCGUCAGGUUCUUCCACAGCUCAUGAACACUCUAAGAUCCAGCAUCUCGCAGGGGGCGGACCUUACCCCUGAGUCUGACAGCACCAUGGCCACAGCCUGUAACAUUGUAAGCAACCUGAUAAGGGCAGAGCCCGAUAUGGCAAAGCAGUGGCUGGAUAAGAGCCUGAAUAAGAGCCUGAUCAACCCGCUGAAUAGCCUGAGUCAAAACACAAACUUGCCCCUGUCCAGUACGGCCGCAGCAGUUCUCCUACACAGCCUCUGGUCAGACAAGAACAUUCAGAGUAUCCUCAGAAAGCAAGGGCUGAAUAAGAAGUUAUUUGUGAAUGACAUAACUUCAGCUGCUAUCAAGUCUAUUCAAAUUGUUGAGUGAAAGUCAUCUAGCAAGACAUUAUGUGCAUUAUAUAUGUUGCCACAGAACAGGUUAACAAAAAUGAAUGCUGGCUAACUACAAGAGCACAUGUAAAUUAUGUAUUCUUGUCAGUAAAUCUCUCUAAAACCUCUCUAAAACAUGCUCUGCAAAGUGCAGAAGUGCAAAGGUAAAGAAAAAGGACCAAAAGAAAAUGUAAAUGCAUGGUAGAUGGAUAGAUAAAAACUAAUUUAUACAGUUUUCCACUUACUGUUACAUUAUAUGCAUUAGAUAGUUAAUGCAUAUUUGGUGUCUGACGUUUCAUUUAAUAUUUGUGCACUGAAGCUAUAAGUCUAGCUGACAUCAUAAUUUUUCACCCAAAAUCUUUUCUGUAAAUACAUUCUUCAAUUGCCCACAUGGAAUAACAGAACGUUUAAGUGAGGUAACACAGACUUGACGAAGUGGUUUAGCACAUGAUUACUGUAAUCUAGCAAAAUUAAGCUACACAGUGUAGCAAAGCACUGUAACAUUGACCUGGAUAACUGAAUUCAAUGUCUAGUUACUUCCGAUUGGUGUGUGGUCUGUAUGCUGGUACACUAGCUAGUGCGUUCUAGUAUGAAGUGUGGCUCGUGUAUACCCGUCAGUAUGCGGGUAUUCAGUACAGUUAAAGCCGUUGCGAAUGGAAUGCAUCAUGACAUAAUCAUUUUCCUUUUAUUACUUUCUGGGUACAAUGCAGAUACACCAGUUGGGCUAUCGCUACUUUCUUCGUUUGAAAGUGAAAUUGUAUCAGAAAGUACGGAUAGGACCUAUGCAGGUAUAAUGCAGGCUAGUGCUAAUUUGAACUUAAGUUUGUAAAAAUGAACAAUCCAUGAUAUUUUUCCAAAAUUGUUUUUCAUGUUUCUUUUGUAUAAACAUUACUUUAUAAAAACAACCUGCAUUUACAUAAAAAUGACAUUUUAAGCAAAUAAUGACUUGAUCAUGUAUUUCCAAAAGAUUUUGGGUGAAUUUUUCCAUUACUGUGCAAAACUAGUAAGGAGUAAGGAAAUGUUGGACAUUUCUGUGCUGGUCAACAAUAUUUAGGGUUAGUGGGAAAUUGUCAAUUUGAUUUUUUGCCAAGUCAUUUAUUUAAAUUUGCUUCACAACUUCGAGUUUGCAGAGCAAAUAGUAAUAUUCUCUUUUUGUCUGUCUGUGCAAUUUCAUGUUGAUUUCAUUGUUGCAUGAAAGUGGAGUAACAAGAGGCUACACCCUGUGUUUUUAUUUUUUGUUAAAAGGGCAGUAUGUUUAUCAUGCAGUUUCAAAUUUCUUUUUAAUAUAGAUGUCUUAUUUGAAUAGAAGAUGAAUAAGAUAUGCCUGCAAUUAAGGGGGAUUUUUAUUGCCACUUAUGUUUUUAUUUUUAAUACUUUGUACUUUUGUUUGAACUGAAUAACAUCAAACAUUAUUUGGGUUUUGGCUCCUGCUGACCAGUUAAGAUUAGUAUUAGGAUGAGGUAACCUAUCAUAACACAUUUACUAUCGUUUUCUUGCUUUGUUUUUUCCUGAAGCAUAGCCUUUUAUUAGUUUUACCUUGCUGUUUAAAGUGGGGUUGUAGUCUGUGAUUUUCAUUGCAGUCUCAUGUGCCGGUUGCUUAGGUUUGUAUAGCAGACACCAAAUAAAGUUUUUCAAAAAGG
Electrophorus electricus (electric eel) is the source of this 4892-nucleotide messenger RNA. It is a transcript of the gene pkp1b, whose product is annotated as plakophilin 1b. Gene Ontology annotation, cellular component: nucleus; adherens junction; cytoplasm. Gene Ontology annotation, biological process: cell-cell adhesion. Gene Ontology annotation, molecular function: protein binding. The record is from RefSeq and is a predicted model, not a curated record. Lineage: Eukaryota; Metazoa; Chordata; Actinopteri; Gymnotiformes; Gymnotidae.